This is a messenger RNA of Aaosphaeria arxii CBS 175.79, 1822 nucleotides long. Its product is annotated as LAT family L-amino acid transporter. The transcript has 9 exons. Gene Ontology annotation, molecular function: L-amino acid transmembrane transporter activity. The record is from RefSeq and is a predicted model, not a curated record. Gene Ontology annotation, cellular component: membrane. Gene Ontology annotation, biological process: amino acid transmembrane transport. NCBI's taxonomy places the organism in Eukaryota, Fungi, Ascomycota, Dothideomycetes, Pleosporales. Bases 1 to 1764 code for a protein of 587 amino acids.
AUGCCAUUCCCAUACUUCCGCCAUGGCAGAUCGGCGGACGACAAGGGGGAGUCCAACUCUGCGCCCGUUGAUCAUGGAGAGGUUACAGUUGGAAAUUUGCACUACGUCGUAGGAAAAGCAGGUAAUGAUUCUCCGCCAGCAUAUCAGGAAGCUAGUGGUGCUCCUGUGGAAACAAAGUCUCCAUUCGGAUAUGCAGUUGGUGCUGUCACGAUUGUGUUCCUGAAUCUAAGCAAGAUGAUUGGAACUGGCAUCUACUCUACACCCGCUUCAAUUCUCAAGGGAACAGGCUCGAUCGGAACCAGCAUGCUAUACUGGUUCUUUGGGUAUAUUAUCUCUCUGUCCUCGUUAGCGGUUUACUUGGAGUACGCCUCAUACUUUCCGAACCGAUCUGGCUCCGAGGUGGCCUACUUGGAGCAAGCCUAUCCUCGGCCGAGAUAUUUCUUCCCAGUUGCUUUUGCAGUCCAAACUGUCAUCUUGUCGUUUAGUAGUGGAAACGCUAUAGUCCUAGCCAAAUAUCUCUUCGCCACUAACGGUCACGUCCCUACAAACUGGGAACUUAAAGGUGUUGCAAUUGCUAGCUAUACAGUCGCAGUCCUCCUGCUGGCGUUCCACACUCGAUUUUCCUACCGUUUAUCCAAUGCCAUUGGCAUAGUCAAGCUUCUCACAUUGGUCUUCAUCGCUAUCACCGGGCUUGUAGUUCUAGGAGGGAAUACGAAAGUCGCCGACCCGCAGGUUAACUUCCGAAACUCCUUCCACGGCACUCCCACUGCGUAUGGAGCAACAAAUGCUUUGUAUAAAAUCGUAUUCUCCUAUGCUGGUUAUGAAAACGCAUUCAAUGUCGUGAACGAGGUCAAGAACCCAGUGAAGAAGCUCAAGAUCAAUGCCACCAUCGCGUUGACGAUAGUUGCUAUUCUGUAUGUAAUGGCAAAUGUUGCCUACUUCGCUGCGGCCCCGAAAGCAGAGAUUAUUGCCGCGAAAGAAAUUUCCGCCGGAUUGCUCUUCCAUCACGUCUUCGGAUCAGGUCGAGCAAGCAAAGGGCUCAACUUCCUCAUUGCGCUCAGUUCAUUCGGGAACCUAAUUGCCGUUCUACUUGGGCAGUCAAGAUUGAUUCGAGAAUGCGGAAGACAAGGCGUCCUGCCAUUCCCCCGAUUUUGGGCUUCGACUAGGCCUUUCGGCACGCCUCUCGGGCCAUACUUCGUGAAAUGGAUACUUACGGUCAUCAUGAUCGUUGGGCCACCGGCUGGCGAUGCCUUCAACUUUGUCGUUGAUCUCCAAGUGUAUCCAGCUUCUCUAUUCAACGUUACGCUUGCAGUUGGCAUUUACAUUAUCCGCUGGCGUCGAAAGCGUCUAAACCUCGAAAGAUCGAGUUUCCGCGCUUGGGACGUCGCAGUGGUUUUCAACAUCGCCGUCAACUUGUUCCUCAUCGUAAUGCCAUGGUACCCUCCCAGCACUGGGCGAUACGGAGGCGAUGUAAGCUUCUGGUAUGCGACAUAUGUUGUAACGGGCAUUGGAAUCCUUGUACUAUGCGGCAUAUAUUACGUUAGUUGGAUCUACUUGGUUCCAAAAUGGCGAGGGUAUCGCAUCCGACAGGAAGUUUUGGUGUUGGAGGAUGGGGCCCAGAGCCAUCGACUCGUCAAGGUUCCCGUAGCAGAACUGGAGCAAUGGGAUGCUACCCACAAUGCCGUUGGUAACAUUCUGCGAUCGGAGACAAGCAGCGACACCAAAGAGCGUGAAGAGGUCUUCGUUGGUACUAAGGAAGCUUGAUAAUGAUGAAUAUCUUCGGAAGACGGCAUUUGAUCGGCAUCGUUACCAUUCUUUUGAU